GCUCUCCAGCUAAAUGUCUCCGGGGAGAAUCUAAGUACCACGUCUGCAGCGGGGAGAGAGGCGAAGAGGAGAGGGGAUUAAAGUAAGACGACUGUCUGGAGCAGAAGAAAACAGAGGACAGCGAGAGUGUAAAGACUGCCUCACAAAAACAAAGUCGGAUGCAACAUCUGGAGCAGAGCGCAAGCCGAGUUAGGACGCAAAUUACGCACAGCCUGCAGCCCCAGGACCCUCCUGUUCCUGCUUCCUGCUUCCACCAGCGUCCGAUAAUCUACUUAAAACUCUCCAAACCUCGAGAAGAAUGUACAGACUGGACAGAUAACUUCCGUGGUUUCAGCAACACACAUCUCCUUCUGGAAGCUCCUGAUUUGCGCAAACUCCGGCUGCCUUUGCGCCCAGACAUUCGUUUAUGGGAUAAGUUUUCAAACAUGAUGUUUUGACAAGUAGCAGGAGGAGGUUGCGCGAAGUGGUAGAGGGAGAUUUUCACAUUUUUUUUAUUUUUCGUAAUUUUUUUUAUUCUUCUCUCUAAUUUGGAGAGUUGAGUGAUGGCACUCGAGCUGAAGUCGCUUGUCCUUCUGCUGCUGCUGGCAGUGGUGUGGGAGCUGAGCGCACAAGGAGCGACAGAGCGACAAGUCAAUCCACAGUCAUGGCUGCAGCAGUACGGUUACCUACCCCCAGGUGACCUGAGGACCCAUUCACUCCGCUCUCCUCACUCCGUCCCCUCAGCCAUCGCUGCUAUGCAACGAUUCUAUGGCCUCACUGUCUCUGGCACUUUUGACGACGACACCAUCAAGGCCAUGAAGCGGCCGCGCUGUGGAGUGCCAGAUAAGUUUGGUGCCGAGCUGAAGAGCAACCUGAGGAGGAAGCGGUAUGCUAUCCAGGGCCUGAAGUGGAACAAGAGAGACAUCACUUUCUCUAUACAGAACUACACCCCAAAGGUCGGCGAGUACGAGACCCAUGAAGCCAUCAGAAAGGCCUUCAAGGUGUGGGAGAGCGUCACUCCCCUGCGUUUCCGGGAAAUCCCCUACAGCUACAUACGGGACAAAGUAGAGGAGUUUGCUGACAUCAUGCUCUUCUUUGCUGAGGGUUUCCAUGGCGACAGCAGCCCAUUCGAUGGUGAGGGAGGCUUCCUGGCACACGCCUAUUUCCCCGGUAAUGGCAUUGGUGGAGACACCCACUUUGAUGCUGCUGAGCCAUGGACAAUUGGAAACCGGGAUCUCUUAGGCAAUGACGUCUUCCUUGUUGCGGUGCAUGAGCUUGGCCAUGCUCUGGGUCUGGAGCACUCCAAUGACCCUUCAGCCAUCAUGGCUCCCUUCUACCAGUGGAUGGACACUGAAACCUUCCAACUGCCCGAUGAUGACCGCAGAGGCGUGCAGCAACUUUACGGAUCUGGAUCAGGCCCUCAGCCUCCGCCAGUAUCACCACGCACACCUUACCACACCCCGCAGCCCACAUAUGCACCAGACAAACCUCGCUUUGGCCCCAACAUCUGUGAUGGACACUUUGACACCAUUGGCAUCUUUAGAGGAGAGAUGUUUAUUUUCAAGGAUAAGUGGUUCUGGAGAGUCCGUAACAACCACGUGUUGGAUGGAUACCCCAUGCCGAUUGGUCACUUCUGGAGGGGGAUGCCCACUCAUAUUAAUACUGCUUUUGAAAGGGAAGAUGGCAAAUUUGCUUUCUUUAAAGGGGACAGGUACUAUGUGUUCAGUGAAUCUACUCUGGAUUCUGGUUACCCCAAGAAUUUGAAUGAAAUGGGCACUGGACUUCCCAACGAUCGAAUAGAUGCUGCACUGUUCUACACUCCCACUGGACAAACCUACUUCUUCAGAGCAAACAAGUAUUACCGCUUCAAUGAAGAGUCACGAUCUGUUGACGAAGGCUAUCCAAAAUCUAUCAGCGCGUGGCAGGGAGUGCCUGACAACAUCAAGGCAGCCUUCAUGAGCAAAGAUCAAGCGUACACCUACUUCUACAAAGCCAACAAGUACUGGAAGUUCAACAACCAGAUGAUGCGCGUUGAGCCGGGAUACCCCAAAUCAGCCCUCCGCGACUGGAUGGGCUGCCCCAACGAAGACCCCAAAACGGACGGAGGAAGAGGAGGAGGUGGACAUGACAAGGACAAGGAGAGAGAGAAGGACAAGGAGCGGGAGGAUAAGGACAGAGGCAGAGACAGAGACAGAGAGCGGGAGAGGGAGAGAGAGAGGGAGAGAGAGACAGAGCCAGAGGAAGACACUGAGGUGAUCAUUAUUGAAGUCGAUAAGGAGGGAGGGGCGAGUGGUGGAGCCGGUGCAGCGGCGGUGGUGGUGCCGCUUUUCCUGUUAGUGUGUGUGAUCGCAACGCUGGCGGCCCUGGUGUUUUUCCGUCGGUAUGGCACCCCACGCCGACUCCUCUACUGCCAACGAUCUUUACUGGACAAGGUGUAGACGUAGGAGGCAGGGAGGGCGAGGGGAUGCAAAGACGAGGGAGGGAGAGAGGGAAAGUGAAAGUGGAUGGAAUCGUUAAACACAGGUAACAAGAGCAAGAGAGGAGGAUCAAACAAGGCAAAGAGCAGAAGGGAAAAGUGCUAGACUUGCAUUUUAAAAUAUUUUUUUUACCACUGCCAGAUUUGCUCUAUCUUUCAGCCUUUCAACCACUCCACCCUUCCAUUAUUUUUAUUUUUUUACUUUUUUUCUCUCCCUUCUGUCCCUGCCUCUCUCCUUGUGGUUACUGACGCCAGCUCUUUGCUGUUUGUUUUAGCCUUUUUUCAAUGUCUUACUUUUAGUGUUUUUUGGUUUGGUCUUUUUUUUUAUUGUCAGUGGUCUUUGUUUGUGUCCUUGUGAAUCUCCACUUUGAAACUGCAUCUUCAUGACGCCCAUUCUAGCAUGUUCCUUUGAAUUAGUGUGUUUGAUUUUGUUCGUCCCCACUUUUAGACUUGCACACAACAACAUAAACACACAAAUGCACGCACGCACACACACACACACACACACACACACACAGCUGGAAAUCACAGUGGCGCAGCCCCUGUGUUUGUUAAUCUUCCAGUAAAAGCAACAUGUCAGAGUCAGCAUGGACCAUAAAAGGGAAAUUAAACAGAAGCCUCAUGAGGCCUGAGGUACACUCAUACCAGAGUAAACCAAUAAAUACAACAAUGUCUUUCCCUUUUUCAUAUCAAUGUCUAGUGCUGAUUAUUAUUACAAAUGAUGUUGCCAUUAUUAUUAUGACUAUUACUAUUAUUGUUGUUGUCUUCAGUGUAAAGAAUGUUUUUGUACAUUGUCAUUAAAAAGUCCUGCUGGACAGUGACAUACA
Solea senegalensis (Senegalese sole) is the source of this 3282-nucleotide messenger RNA. RefSeq names its product matrix metallopeptidase 14b (membrane-inserted) (gene mmp14b). Lineage: Eukaryota; Metazoa; Chordata; Actinopteri; Pleuronectiformes; Soleidae. Gene Ontology annotation, cellular component: extracellular matrix. Gene Ontology annotation, biological process: zymogen activation; collagen catabolic process; skeletal system development. The coding region runs from base 543 to 2417 and encodes 624 amino acids. Gene Ontology annotation, molecular function: zinc ion binding; metalloendopeptidase activity. The transcript has 10 exons. The record is from RefSeq and is a predicted model, not a curated record.